GCCAGCCUCUCCAUCCUCGCGCGUCCUUGGACGGAUCAGUUACUAUGGAGAUCGUCAAGAGAGCGCGUGCUUUCUCCUCUUCUCGCGCGUGAACUAGUGGGAGUAAAGGGGCGAUGAGUUGAGAGAUCGGUGCAAUGAGAGACGCGAUAUCUGUGUUAUUUCUGGAAUAAAUCUGUUGUUGUUAAAAGAACCCCCCAGAACUUAUACUGUAGUCCAGGUCACGAGAUGGGCAGCGCGUCUUCCGCCUAUCGGAUGAUUUACCUGGACGUGGAUGGACGGAUUCAGAAGGUGGUGUUUAGUCGUUUCUGUAGUCCCUGUGACAUUAAGGAGCUACUCUGUACGGCCAUUGGCCUCUCCAGGAACACAACCAUUUCUCUUCUGGACUCAACAGGAGCGAUGGUCUCUAUCGACCCCACAAUGCCAAACAACUCUGAGAGGUCACCAUACAAAGUGGUGCCAAUAACUGGCGGACAACUUGCAGAUAAAGAAGAGCUUUUCCAGAAUGUAUUGACUCAGGUGGCAGAGCAAUUCUCCAGGGCAUUCAAAAUAAAUGAAUUGAAGACUGAGGUGACGAAUCGUCUAGCCAUGCUGGAGAAAAGAGUAGAAUUGGAGGGUAUGAAGGUGGUGGAGAUCGAGAAAUGUCGCAGUGAUAUCAAGAAGCUGCGGGAGGAGAUGGCCUCCAGGAACAACAGUAGUUUCCCAGAUGACAACAAGAAAUUAACUCCUCGCAGAGAUGUGCCUUCAUACCCAAAGUACAUGCUUUCCCAACAAACCAUAGAUGCCCUCAGAAAACCCACCUUCGACGUCUGGCUGUGGGAAUCCAACGAGUAUCACCUCUCCCAGGAGACAGUAGAAGCUUUGAGGCAGCCAAUCUUCGAUGUGUGGCAAUGGGAACCUAAUGAGAUGCUGAGCUGUCUGGAGCAUAUGUACCAUGACCUGGGACUGGUAAAGGACUUUAAUAUAAACCCCAUCACACUGAAAAGAUGGCUGCUCUGCAUCCACGACAAUUACAGGAACAAUCCAUUUCAUAAUUUCCGCCAUUGCUUCUGCGUCACACAGAUGAUGUACAGCAUGAUCUGCCUCUGCAACCUACAGGAAAAGUUCCCACAAGUAGACGUUCUUAUUUUGAUGACAGCCGCUGUGUGUCACGACCUGGAUCAUCCCGGGUACAACAAUACGUAUCAGAUUAAUGCGCGCACAGAGCUGGCUGUGAGAUACAAUGACAUCUCUCCUCUGGAGAAUCACCACUGCGCUGUGGCCUUCCAGAUCUUCUCUCAGCCAGACUGCAACAUCUUUGCCAACUUUGAUCCUGAAGCCUUCAAACAGAUUCGUCAGGGAACUAUUACUCUGAUACUGGCAACAGACAUGGCUCGACAUGGAGAGAUACUGGACUCCUUUAAACAGAAAGUGGACAACUUUGACUUCACUAAUGAGGAACAUGUUACUUGUUUAAAGAUGGUUCUGAUUAAAUGCUGUGACAUCUCUAAUGAAGUUCGGCCGAUGGAGGUUGCCGAGCCUUGGGUGGACUGUUUGCUGGAAGAGUAUUUCAUGCAGAGCGAUCGAGAGAAAGCAGAGGGUUUACCUGUCGCUCCUUUCAUGGACAGAGAAAAAGUGACCAAGCCCACUGCUCAGAUCGGCUUCAUCAAGUUUGUCCUCAUUCCCAUGUUUGAGACAGUGAUGAAGUUGUUUCCUCAGAUUGAGGAGGUAAUGGUACAGCCACUAAGAGAAUCCCGGGACAGAUAUGAAGAGCUCAAACAGAUAGAUGACGCAAUGAAUGAGAUACAGAAGAAGAGUGAAAACUUAACAAUGGGAGGAAAAAAGAAAUGAGAUAACAUUGCAGACAAUAAAAAUGGACAUUGAGUGACAUUUUGUCAUUUCAGAAAAUCCAAAGCUUCUUUCAGGGAAUUGAGUCUUGUACAGCUC
Misgurnus anguillicaudatus (oriental weatherfish) is the source of this 1923-nucleotide messenger RNA. The record is from RefSeq and is a predicted model, not a curated record. Lineage: Eukaryota; Metazoa; Chordata; Actinopteri; Cypriniformes; Cobitidae.